AUCACUGUGCGGAGAGCGAGGGGAAACUGUGCUGGAUUCUCAUAACAGUUGUCCUUACUGCUCACCACCACCACCACCACCACUACUUCUACAACGAUUACUACUGCCGGAGGGUGGAUUACGGUGCUCUUUCAGCUUGUGGGCGGACUGAACAUUUGGCAAACACUACAACGUUAAGGAAAAGAUCACUUGUUGGUUCGCCGCGCGCCACCAUGAUUGACCGAGCUAGAGGCGGCACCAACACGGGCUCCUUGGAUCUGAGUCAGGCCUCGUCCUUCCCCGGCCCACCUCAGUACCUCAUCCAGAAGGCCCAGCCACAGUAUGACAGCUACACCAACUACCAAGGCCACUACCUCGGCCACGACCAGCAACAACAGCAGCAGCAGCAACAAGUCUGCCACAACAACCACACGAUGCCUCAGUGCCAACCAUUCCCUCAGCACUACCAUCAGUACAACGAGGCCCAGCCACAGCAACCAAGACUCCCCUCAGUGCCACAGCAACAACCACAACAGCCAAUGCUAAUAUCACAACAGCAGCAGCAGCAACAACAGCAACACCACCACCAGCUACCAUUUCAGCAACUACCACAGCAAUCCCUACCACAGCAACCAUCGUCAACAGCGCCUGGUUGGACACAUAACAGCACUCAUCAGCACCAACAGCCACAGCACAACCACCUACACCAACAACAACAACAAAGCCAACACCACCAGAAUUCCCUCCACCAGAACAACCAGCAACACUACCACCAGCAACAACAACAGCAAUCGAACCCACAAAACACCAGUCCACCCACACCCACUACAAGCCAACACCAUUACCAAUACCAACAACAACAACAGCAAUCGAACCUACUUAACACCAGCAUACCCACACCCUCUACAAGCCAAACCCACCACACACACCACUCUCACGAGACCCAAACCCACGCGUCUUCUUCCCCUACGGCACUCCACCACCCACACCUUCACCCAACGGCCCAAGACAUGGCGGCCCUGGUGGAGGAGAAAGCCCGCCUUGAAGCCCAACUGAGGGAGCUGAGGGACAGGCGGCGGUGCGUGGUGUGUCUGGACAAGGAUCAAGGCGCAAUCUUCAUGCCCUGCGCACACCUGGUCACCUGCCCGUCCUGUGCCGUCACCCUCUCCACCUGCCCCGUGUGUAGGACCCGCGUGCAGUACAUGGUGCCCGUGAUCCUGGACUGAUGGCAGGCGCAGAUGGAGGGAGGAAGAAUACAGAAAAGACAAUAAAUGGAAGAAUGAUCGAAGUUGGAAGUUUUUUGUGCCGUACAUUAUCUGGUGCAUGUGAUUUUGGGCUGAUGGGAGAACAAAUUGGAGAAAAUGAAGGAGGAACAGAUAGAGAGAAGGCAGGAUGAUUGAAAUAUAGAACGGUUACUCGCACUGAAACACGGAGCAAAGGGAAGAGUGAAAGAAGAAGACUGAAGAAGAAAAUGAGACUGGAAAAAUUAUUGAAGUAUUUAUUGAAACCCAUGGCCGUGCUGGAAUGAAGGGCGUGGAGAGGAGACUCAGCAGAGUAAGGAAGAAUGUAGGCUGUGAUGAAAGUAGAAAGAAAAAAAACAUAUCAAAUUUUCUUAGAUCACAUGAUAAGGAAAUAGAGAUGCAAAGGCCCGCGACUGUCAAGCAAUGUUUAAAAAGGACAGUGUUAUGCAAUGGUCAAAAAGAAUGAUGCAGUCUUUGAGGAUGUAAGAAACUGAUUGAUUCAACUUACGCUUAGAAUCAUUAUAUUCAUAUCUCAUCCACUUGUACAAAAUUAACCGUCUACUAUUAUUUACUCUCAUAAAUUUCUAAACAAUAAUGUUCUUAAGAAUCUCAUCUGAGAAACAAAUAAAGCAUUUGACUUAUUAUAAUCUUGUAAUGGUGCUAUAACAGUUUUGUUCUAAUUUAUUGUUAUUAAUUUAUAAUACAAAAACAAAUCAACCAAAUGAAUAAAGUAUUUCUUAUGAAGA
Molecule: messenger RNA, 1966 nt
Organism: Eriocheir sinensis (Chinese mitten crab)
Lineage: Eukaryota; Metazoa; Arthropoda; Malacostraca; Decapoda; Varunidae
Product: GATA zinc finger domain-containing protein 10-like
Exons: 2
Coding region: 213-1205 (330 amino acids)
Source: RefSeq, a predicted model, not a curated record